GGGUCAUCAGAGAGGCUCCGCUGGGCCCAGAGGAGCAGCAGGGCUGCAUCCCCCGCCUGGGCCCCUGCUCCACCCGGGUCCGAGAUUCUCAGGAGUGACCUUGACUCAUCUCUUAUUUCCUUACGUGCCCCUGCCCACUUCCCAGGAAAGAGGAAGAAGCAGGCUGGCCUGAGAGGCACCCAACUCCCUACUUAAUGUGCAGGCCGCCUGAGCCCUGAGCCAGGCGUCCCCCUCGCCCCAGACCGCAGCCACUUGCUCUGUGUGCCUUUCUUGUGCCUCAGUUUCCCUUUGGGGACGAUGGCGGGGAGAGGCUCCGUGGUGUCCUCCCUGGCAUGUCAGGGCUGUAACUCUGCUAAGGAACUUCCCCGGGUUCCCCGGGUGAACCCUCACUUCCUCCGAGCCUGGCACCACUCGCCCAUCUCUGCCAGGAUGCCAACGAGGCGCUGGGCCCCGGGCACCCAGUGCAUCACCAAGUGUGAGCACACCCGCCCCAAGCCGGGGGAGCUGGCCUUCCGCAAGGGCGACGUGGUCACCAUCCUAGAGGCCUGCGAGAACAAGAGCUGGUACCGCGCCAAGCACCAUGCCAGUGGGCAGGAGGGGCUGCUGGCGGCCGGCGCGCUGCGGGAGCGCGAGGCCCUCUCGGCCGACCCCAAGCUCAGCCUCAUGCCGUGGUUCCACGGCAAGAUCUCGGGCCAGGAGGCCGUGCAGCAGCUGCAGCCGCCCGAGGACGGGCUGUUCCUGGUACGCGAGUCCGCGAGACACCCGGGCGACUACGUGCUGUGCGUGAGCUUCGGCCGUGAUGUCAUCCACUACCGCGUGCUGCACCGUGACGGCCACCUCACCAUCGAUGAGGCCGUCUGCUUCUGCAACCUCAUGGACAUGGUGGAGCAUUACAGUAAGGACAAGGGGGCCAUCUGCACGAGGCUCGUGAAACCCAAGAGGAAACAGGGCACCCGGUCAGCGGAGGAGGAGCUGGCCAAGGCUGGCUGGUUACUGAACCUGCAGCAUUUGACGCUGGGAGCUCAGAUCGGAGAGGGCGAGUUUGGCGCCGUCCUGCAGGGCGAGUACCUGGGGCAGAAGGUGGCCGUGAAGAACAUCAAGUGCGACGUGACAGCCCAGGCCUUCCUGGAUGAGACUGCCGUCAUGACGAAGAUGCAGCACAGGAACCUCGUGCGCCUACUGGGCGUGAUCCUGCACCAGGGGCUGUACAUCGUCAUGGAGCACGUCAGCAAGGGCAACCUGGUCAACUUCCUACGCACCCGGGGCCGGGCCCUUGUGAACACUGCCCAGCUCCUGCAGUUUUCUCUGCACGUGGCGGAGGGCAUGGAGUACCUAGAAAGCAAGAAGCUGGUGCACCGGGACCUGGCCGCCCGCAACAUCCUGGUUUCUGAAGACCUGGUGGCCAAGGUCAGCGACUUCGGCCUGGCGAAGGCUGAGCGGAAGGGGCUGGACUCGAGCCGGCUGCCGGUCAAGUGGACGGCGCCCGAGGCUCUCAAACACGGAAAGUUCACCAGCAAGUCGGAUGUCUGGAGUUUUGGGGUGCUGCUCUGGGAGGUCUUCUCCUAUGGACGGGCUCCAUACCCCAAGAUGUCGCUGAAGGAGGUGUCCGAGGCCGUGGAGAAGGGGUACCGCAUGGAGCCCCCCGAGGGCUGUCCGGGCCCCGUCCACGCCCUCAUGGGCAGCUGCUGGGAGGCGGAGCCCGCCCGCCGGCCGCCCUUCCGCAAACUGGCCGAGAAGCUGGCCCGGGAGCUGCGCAGCGCGGGCACCUCGGCCCCCGUCGGGGGGCAGGAGGCCGACGGCUCCACCUCGCCCCGAAGCCAGGAGCCCUGACCCCACCCGGCGGAGCCAGGGGCCCUAGAGGACCGAGAGAUCGGGGGGCACAGCGCGGGGGCGCAGGCCAGGCCUAGGGAGGGCCCGGGCCAGAGAGCUGCCCUCCCGGUGCCCAGGGCAGGGCAGGCCCACGUGGGGGGCUCGGGGCAGCCCAUGGAUGCCCUAGACCUGCGAAGGAUCAUCGCCUCGAUAAAGACCGAUUCUAAGGAC
This is a messenger RNA of Lemur catta (Ring-tailed lemur), 2040 nucleotides long. It is a transcript of the gene MATK, whose product is annotated as megakaryocyte-associated tyrosine kinase. Bases 298 to 1830 code for a protein of 510 amino acids. Gene Ontology annotation, biological process: protein phosphorylation. NCBI's taxonomy places the organism in Eukaryota, Metazoa, Chordata, Mammalia, Primates, Lemuridae. The transcript is spliced from 13 exons. The record is from RefSeq and is a predicted model, not a curated record. Gene Ontology annotation, molecular function: protein tyrosine kinase activity; ATP binding; protein binding.